AAGUUGAUAGAGAGAUAAGGUGAGAGGCAAGUUGCCUUUGAGAGACUCCCUGAAGAUCAACUGCCUCCUGGUCACAUUCUGGUUUGGAAGCUGCUUCCCCCUGGUUGUGCUAAGGGGUGAUGCUCAAGACGCAUCACUUUUCAAGAACUGGAUCAUGAACAACUUCAUCCUCCUGGAAGAACAGCUAAUCAAGAAAUCCCAACAGAAGAGAAGAACUUCUCCCUCAAAUUUUAAAGUCCGCUUCUUUGUUUUAACCAAAACCAGCCUGGCAUACUUCGAGGAUCGUCAUGGGAAAAAGCGCACCUUGAAGGGCUCCAUCGAACUCUCCCGAAUCAAAUGUGUCGAGAUUGUGAAAAGUGACAUUAGCAUUCCAUGCCACUAUAAAUACCCAUUUCAGGUUGUGCAUGACAACUACCUCCUGUAUGUCUUUGCUCCAGACCGCGAGAGCCGGCAGCGCUGGGUGCUGGCCCUUAAAGAAGAAACAAGGAACAAUAACAGUCUGGUGUCCAAGUAUCACCCCAAUUUCUGGAUGGAUGGGAGAUGGAGGUGCUGUUCUCAGAUGGAGAAGCUUGCAACAGGUUGUGCCCACUAUGAUCCAACCAAGAAUGCUUCAAAAAAGCCUCUUCCUCCUACUCCUGAAGACAACAGGCGAUCACUUCCAGAACCUGAAGAGAUCCUGGUCAUUGCCUUGUAUGACUACCAAACCAAUGAUCCCCAGGAGCUAGCGUUGCAGCGUAAUGAAGAAUACUACCUGCUAGACAGCUCUGAGAUCCACUGGUGGAGAGUUCAGGACAGGAAUGGGCAUGAAGGGUAUGUACCAAGCAGUUAUCUGGUAGAGAAAUCUCCGAAUAGCCUGGAAACCUAUGAGUGGUACAAUAAGAGCAUCAGUCGAGACAAGGCUGAAAAACUUCUUUUGGACUCUGGCAAAGAAGGAGCCUUCAUGGUCCGAGAUUCUAGGACUCCAGGAACAUACACUGUAUCUGUUUUCACCAAGGCCAUUGUAAGUGAGAACAGCCCCUGUAUAAAGCAUUAUCACAUCAAGGAAACAAACGACAACCCCAAGCGAUACUAUGUGGCUGAAAAGUAUGUGUUUGACUCCAUCCCUCUCCUCAUCAAUUACCACCAGCACAAUGGAGGAGGCCUGGUCACUCGACUCCGGUAUCCAGUUUGUUCCUGGAGGCAGAAAGCUCCAGUAACUGCAGGACUAAGAUACGGAAAAUGGGUCAUCCAUCCCUCAGAGCUCACUUUUGUGCAGGAGAUUGGCAGUGGGCAGUUUGGCUUGGUACAUCUUGGUUACUGGCUCAACAAGGACAAGGUGGCUAUCAAAACCAUCCAGGAGGGGGCUAUGUCUGAAGAGGACUUCAUCGAGGAGGCCGAAGUCAUGAUGAAACUCUCUCACCCCAAGCUGGUCCAGCUGUAUGGUGUGUGUCUGGAGCAGGCCCCCAUCUGCCUGGUGUUCGAAUUCAUGGAACACGGCUGUCUAUCAGAUUACCUGCGCAACCAGCGGGGGCUCUUCGCAGCAGAGACCCUGCUGGGCAUGUGCCUGGACGUGUGUGAGGGCAUGGCCUAUCUGGAAAAAGCGUGUGUCAUCCACAGAGAUCUGGCUGCCCGAAAUUGUUUGGUGGGAGAAAACCAAGUCAUCAAGGUGUCCGACUUUGGGAUGACAAGGUUUGUCCUUGAUGACCAGUACACCAGUUCCACAGGCACCAAGUUCCCCGUGAAGUGGGCAUCCCCAGAGGUGUUCUCUUUCAGUCGCUACAGCAGCAAGUCGGACGUGUGGUCAUUCGGUGUGCUGAUGUGGGAAGUCUUCAGCGAAGGCCGAGUCCCCUAUGAAAACCGAAGCAACUCGGAGGUGGUAGAAGACAUCAGUACCGGAUUUCGGUUGUAUAAGCCUCGACUUGCCUCUGCUCCCAUCUACCAAAUCAUGAAUCAGUGCUGGAAAGAGAGACCAGAAGACCGGCCGCCCUUCUCCAGACUAUUUGGACAACUGGCCGAAAUGGCAGAAUCGGGACUUUAGUGGAGAUUCGCUGCCAGGCCAUGGACUGUACACCCUGAGCGGAGGAGGACUGUCCUCCUUCCACAGAGCAUUAGCAGCUGUCACCAUCAGCCCCGGACCCUCCAGAAGCAGCCUGGCCUGUGGUGCCUGCUCCUGAGCUGCCACGAAGGCAGCAUUUUGACAGAGGCCAGUGGCCAGACCAUAGGCGGGCAACUCCACCACGGAGCUGAGGGCCAGGCCACACAGCAGGGCUGUCCCUGUGCCCCGCUAGCCUCUGGUCCUGGAGUGCACAAACUUCCAUCUGACAGCUUUCGGGAAACAUUUCUUGCACUUCUUAGCAAUAGGGAGAGACAGAUGAAGAUCACAGAUUCUUACUUUUAUUGUUAUUUUAAGCCUGCAUCUCAAGUUUAUGGUCAAGGGACUUUUUUUUGAUCCGAUGUAAUAUUCGAGUAUACGAGGGAGGGCAAGGAGAAUGAGAAGCAAGGCCCUUCCUCUGAGAAAGCAGUGAGUUGAUUAAGGCCAGGAAGAGAGUUCUGUAGCUGUAAGCUGUCAGCCCCCACUUCCUGCCACAGAUGAGCUGGAGCAGCUUCUCACAUAGAGGCCGGAUGUCCUGAGAGGCAGCUCUCUUGAGGUUACAGAGCCCGCUGCCAUCUCUCUGCUUGGUGCAGCAUGGGGAGCUGUGCUGGAUGGAUGGGCUGAGCCCUUAGCAUACUUUAGUUGGACCAUUGGUAUUUGAUAUCCAGACAAGAAUGGGACAGUUUUUAAGAGCAGGAAACCAACAAGUACCAAACAGGCCUUAAGUUCUAACCACUCCAGCUCUCCCAUUUUAUACCAAGCCACACAAGUGACUACGCCUCCUCAUCUACACAGAAUGAGAGGAAACAGCUACUUCUGGACUCUCAUCUUUCAAGCCUUUGGCAGUCAGCCCCUUGUCUGCACUGUUUACCCACAUCAACAGAGGGCAGCAUCGUGCUGGUCAGCACAGCCCUGCAGAGGGAUUGAAGGUUAUUUAGGCCCUGGGGGUUGACACUUUCAAGGUUGAGACAUCAAGACUCCCCAACUUCUAGGAGAGAAAAAAGGAGUUUGUCCUUCCUCAGCCUGUCUGGAUGGAAACUGAGUCAAGCACUGACUGAGGUGCUUCCAUGAUGUACAAGGAUGUCUGCUGUUGAUUGAGCACUUGAAUAAGCAAAGUGAAUAUAUGCAGAGUUACUAGCCAUUCCUACAGAAUCUCAGUUCACCAUGGCCCAUGCCAACCCCUUGAGAUAGUAAUAUUGUCCCCAUUUUACAUAUUAUAGAACUGAGUCCUUAAAAAAUCCAUGGUACCUGCCCAAAAUGACAGAACUGGGGAGUUCAGAGCUGGGAUUUUAGUCCAAAUAUUUCUUGCUAGAGUGCAAACUUUUUUUAUUCUUAUUCAACAUUGCCUCCUACUGAGAAGGAAGAGAAUUGCAAAGGAGGUCCGCAUUGCAGAGGGGAAAGACUGAGAGCCAAGGCAAGUCACGCAACAGCACCAGUGAGUAAUUUUGCUUCUGCCUAGGCUACAAAGGUGAGCAGUGCAGCCCCCAACUUGGAUCAGGAUCUUCACCUUCUCCAUCUUCACCUUGAUCACAGUUAAUGACUUUGGAGUUACUCAGUUAAUUAGCGUUAAUCUUCCCGGUUCAACAGUCAGUUUGCAUAAAGCCAUUUAUAGAUGAGCUUGAAAGCAGCUUUAAAAGAUGCUACGGCGGAAGCGUACAUGUGCCCUCUAAUUAUCAUCCUAACUUCGAGUGUUGUCUUCUCAUGGGGAGCGCUUUCCAUGAUAUGAGAGACUUGAUUCUCCUGUAGUGUUCACAUAAAGCUCUUAGGAAAAUUAGCACGAGUGUUGCAAUCAACGCUUCCUAAGUCCUAUGAUGUCUGACUGGCUUCAGAUAUAGAUGCAUAUCCUUUAACUGUAAUUAUUGUGAAACAGAGAGCCUUAAGAUAAAAUAUCGUUCUGAAGAUAAUUUUACACAACUUACCACAAUCAUCCCUGUUUAUUUCUCAGCAUUUUGUACAUUCUCUUUUGGAAACCUUACCUAGGGAUGAUUUCUGGGACAUCCAGCCUACAAGAAAAGCAUCAAAAUUGACUGGUCUCUGUGGUUUGGUUUAGAAAACUUUCCCUAGUAUGGUAUUAUCUUUUUUAAUCUCAGAUUCAUGGGCCUUUAACUGAACAUGUGUGAACUGCUCAUGCCCAGGGUUCGGUGUCACAGAAUAGGCUUCUUGCCUGACGUUUGUUGCCCUCACGUUUUGAAAAUGGUGCCCUUUUCGCAGAAAAUUCCUUUAUUCAGUUUUAGUUGUAGUUGCAUUUUGUAGAAAUGUAUUUUGUAUCUUUCGUGACUGUGUAUUUAUAUGUGGAUCAGAUGUCUAUUUAUUAGUAUAUAAUCACUGCUACACAUUCAAAAUAAAGAGGUUGCAAGUAUCCUGUAUCCUUUGUAGAGCACAGCAAGUCAAAAAAAUUGCAUAUGGCAAAUAAAGCUGUGUAUGUUUCAACAAA
Messenger RNA from Cavia porcellus (domestic guinea pig), 4505 nucleotides. It is a transcript of the gene Itk, whose product is annotated as IL2 inducible T cell kinase. The record is from RefSeq and is a predicted model, not a curated record. Gene Ontology annotation, biological process: intracellular signal transduction; T cell receptor signaling pathway; NK T cell differentiation. Gene Ontology annotation, molecular function: ATP binding; protein binding; non-membrane spanning protein tyrosine kinase activity. The coding region runs from base 155 to 2017 and encodes 620 amino acids. The transcript has 17 exons. Gene Ontology annotation, cellular component: plasma membrane. Lineage: Eukaryota; Metazoa; Chordata; Mammalia; Rodentia; Caviidae.